CACAUAGUGUUACACAGAAAAGAUGCUCAAAUGUAAAGGGAGCCUCAUUUCAUCUACAUCCUGACUGAAAUCGUCAAGCGAUGUUAACAGAUUAGGUACACAGGAUGCAAACUGGAUAUAUUCUGUUUUUUUUAAUCUUUCCCAUUUUCUCAGAAGGAUGCUGUGUGGGAAACCGUCAAGAGAAAAGAACGGGUCUUCAGCGAGAUGCUACACAGCAGCACUACAGAGCUGUGGAGGGGGAAAUGUUUAUUAUGCCCUGCAGCGAGUCUGUGACCCGGCACAUGAACGUGGUGUGUUCAAGGACCGGAGAAGGAGCUGAAGCCACGUCAUUCGUCUGCGGGAGUGAGUUCCCAGCGGAGGCAAAACAUUCUGGAAAGUACACAUGCAGUGGCAGCAAGCUGUUCUUCCACUUACAGGUGGUGAAGAGGUCAGAGUUCAGUCUUGGAUGCUUCCAGCCUGAGGAGAACAGUGUAGAGCUGCGCGUGAAUGUAGGUGGGAAUAUCUCCUGCCCAGGUCUCAACUGUAGUAGCAACACACAUGUCAUCUGGUACAAGGGUAACACAAAUUUGUCUAAGCCGAAAAGAGCCUCCUGUCAGAGGAGUGGGUGGUUAUAUCUCUGCCAAGUCAGUGAAUAUGACACUGGUGUAUAUUACUGUGAUCGGCAAAUAAGUGAGCAGGGAGUCAUCUGGACCUUCAGGAGGGCUGUUAACGUCACAGCCUUACCUGACAAAGCGAGUUACCCACCCAGGAUUAUUAAUCCCAAUGGCAACAUAACAGAAAAAGUUGAGCUUGGUCGGUCACACACUCUGAUGUGUAAAGUAUAUUUUCCUUUUGAGAAAGAGUUUUCGCGGGAGGUGCUGUGGUACAUGAAUUACGAUGGCAACAUGGAGAAUAUGAUUCUACUACCAAUGGAGGAGCCACAACAGGAAAGAGUGAAAUUUACAGAGUACAAGGUCAUACGAAGAGCCAUCAUUAAACAGGUGACUCCCCAACACUUAAACCACAGAUAUACCUGCACCGCCGGCAAUACUGUCGGGAACAGCAGUGUCACCAUCCGGUUGAAGGAGAAGAUUAAAGUGAGAUUGCUGUCGCUGGUUGGGUAUCCAGUUGCUUCUUUGCUGUUGGUAGCUGGAAUAGGAAUCUUUUUACAUGUGAAAUGGCUGGAAAUACAACUUAUCUACAGAUCCCACUUCCAACAUGGAAAACAUGGAAAACAUGAUGCAGAUGAGAAAGAGUUUGAUGUGUUUCUGUCGUAUACGUGGAGCCCUCCAUCAGCAGAGGUUGAGGGAGUUUUGACCCUUUACUCCCAGAGAGGACCUGACAGUGAUGAGGAAGCAUGUUUAUCCAGCAUAGACCCGCUGAACACGGAGGAGGAUAAGUCCACCCAGAGGCCACUAGAAGUGCUGCUCCCCCAAGUGUUAGAGGACCGGUGGGGGUAUCGCCUCUGUCUGCUGGAGAGGGAUGUGGUUCCUGGAGGAGCAUAUACAAGUGAUGUGGUCCUUGCAAUACAGAGGAGCCAAAUGCUUAUCUGUCUCCUGUCAGCUGACUACCUCUCCGACAGCAAUGCUGUGUUUGUGCUGGAAUCGGGAGUCCAGGCUUUGCUGCAAAAUUCUACCUUCAAACUCCUGCUAAUAUGGACCAGUAGAGCCUCAGCAUCCCUCAUCCAGCCGGACUCCCCGCUGCCCACGCUGGUCCAAAGGGCCUUGAAGGUGCUACCCAGUCUGGAUUGGACCUCAGGCAAACCCGCCAGAGCCACCAGCAAAUUCUGGAGGUCUUUGAGGAAGGCCAUGCCUGAUCAGAGAGUGAAGCUGGUUUCACUCAUGCAGAACCAGACACAUUUUAUCCUAACAUGAUGUACAGCGUUUUUAUUUUACAAUGCAGCCUCUUACUGCAUUCUGCUCACUAGUGCUGUUUGCCAGCCAGUGGAAGACAUAAAUGAACAAAUGUAUCAAUGUAAUGUCCAUAAUGGUAGGAUUCAAAAUCAUAAAGUAUCAUUUUCAAAUGAAAGGAAAAAAGUGAGUCACCCUUUGUACCAUGCACAGGGCACUCAGUGGAAUAUACUCUUAUCUUUAAUUUCCAUCUGAACCAAAAAUAAACUUUUAGUUUAACAGUGCAACAUAAUCAAUUACCUAUCGACUCUAAAAUAAUUAAAAAUAAUGAAUAUAAAAGAGGAUUUGUACUACUACUAAAAGAUGGAUGCUAUUACCAAUUUUCCUUUAAGAACCUUUGAUGUGGCUGUUUCUAUGUAAGUUUAAGGAGAGAAAACUCCUUAAACGUAGUUUAAGUAGUUCAUGUAUUGUACCAGCAGACAUGUCAGCAAAAAACAUUU
This is a messenger RNA of Anoplopoma fimbria (sablefish), 2329 nucleotides long. RefSeq names its product interleukin-18 receptor accessory protein-like. Gene Ontology annotation, biological process: interleukin-18-mediated signaling pathway. The record is from RefSeq and is a predicted model, not a curated record. The transcript is spliced from 12 exons. NCBI's taxonomy places the organism in Eukaryota, Metazoa, Chordata, Actinopteri, Perciformes, Anoplopomatidae. Gene Ontology annotation, molecular function: interleukin-18 receptor activity. The coding region runs from base 105 to 1853 and encodes 582 amino acids.